Mizuhopecten yessoensis (Yesso scallop) is the source of this 603-nucleotide messenger RNA. Its product is annotated as histidine-rich glycoprotein-like. NCBI's taxonomy places the organism in Eukaryota, Metazoa, Mollusca, Bivalvia, Pectinida, Pectinidae. The transcript has a single exon. The record is from RefSeq and is a predicted model, not a curated record. The coding region runs from base 1 to 603 and encodes 200 amino acids.
AUGGGUAAUUGGCAUCAUUUACUGCCACUGGAGGGAAACAGACAUCAUUUACUACCACUGGAGGGCAACAGACAUCAUUUACUACCACUGGAGGGCAACAGACAUUAUUUACUGCCACUGGAGGGCAACACACAUGAUUUACUACCACUGGAGGACAACAGACAUCAUUUACUGCCACUGGAGGACAACAGACAUCAUUUACUGCCACUGGAGGGCAACAGACAUCAUUUACUGCCACUGGAGGGCAACAGACAUCAUUUACUGCCACUGGAGGGCAACAGACAUCAUUUACUGCCACUGGAGGGCAACAGACAUCAUUUACUGCCACUGGAGGGCAACAGACAUCAUUUACUGCCACUGGAGGGCAACAGACAUCAUUUACUGCCACUGGAGGGCAACAGACAUCAUUUACUGCCACUGGAGGGCAACAGACAUCAUUUACUGCCACUGGAGGGCAACAGACAUCAUUUACUGCCACUGGAGGGCAACAGACAUCAUUUACUGCCACUGGAGGGCAACAGACAUCAUUUACUGCCACUGGAGGCUAACACACAUCAUCUACUGGCACUGGAGGGCAUUACUCAACAUUUCGUGGCACUGUAG